CCCGCACACGUGAAAUCGACGUUCACCUUUGGCAACGGAAGGAUUCCCCAGUGUCAAAAUCGGCUGAGCGCUAUGAGUGUGUAACGAAGUACACUCAUUCCCAACAUCAAGAUCGGCUAAUUCCUUCGAAUUUCUCCUCAACAUGGCGUCCGAAGCAUCUCCUUUUGUUCAACGCAUCAUCGACGUUAUUGAACACCAUUUUGGCAAGCAUGGGGUCACUCUUAUGCCACAGAAGCUUCUUGACGUUGCACGGAAGAUCGACUUCAUCAUCUGCGCUAGGUAUGGCAAGCCGUCGCUGGUGCAAAUUCACUCAGCAACCUUCUAUCUGUUCGCAAUACCAGAAUACGACGCGAACCUUGACCGCGGAUUCAAGGUUUCAUUAGUGUAUGAUGGCAACCCUAGGCCUGUCAUUAAUAUAUAUGUACGUGGGGAGGAAUACAACGCCGGUAGGGCGGUCGAGUUGUUCUUCAGCAUUGUGGAUGCAAGGGUCCUCAGCAUCCUUGAUGGCGAGACCCAGGAGUCGACUUGAGUGUUGGCAGCUGCAACCCAUCCAUCAGUACGUAACAGAGUAGAAAUACGCUAUUUACUGUACUGUAUGGAGGAGAGUCAGGCUAGGUACGAACGGAGCGGUUUGAUUAGCCCUCCCGUAUAGUACCUAUAAUGUACGGGGGUGUAGUAACUGUAUACGGAAAUUUAGAG
This is a messenger RNA of Westerdykella ornata, 699 nucleotides long. RefSeq lists its product as uncharacterized. The record is from RefSeq and is a predicted model, not a curated record. The coding region runs from base 143 to 529 and encodes 128 amino acids. Lineage: Eukaryota; Fungi; Ascomycota; Dothideomycetes; Pleosporales; Sporormiaceae. The transcript has 2 exons.